CUGAGUGGUUUGGUGCGAACGAAACAGUUCUGUGUGGUUUUGCGAAAAAAUACAUACCUGCAAGAAAAUUUCUUUUGUGCAUAGAGUGUGUAAAUAGAUUGUUGAAAUAUACAUAUUGCAAAGUUGCGGCGAGUACUUGUACAAGCGAAAUGCAGUUACUUUGUGGUUUAGCCACAAUUUUUGUGCUACUUGCUGUGUUGCGAGAACAGCAAGUCCAAGCGGCAUGUGGCUAUGCGAACUGUCCCGCGGGCAAAGCGAACAUGAUCAAUGUGCAUUUGGUACCUCACUCUCACGACGAUGUGGGCUGGCUAAAGACUGUCGAUCAGUAUUACUAUGGUGCGCGCAAUGACAUUCAACAUGCCGGUGUACAGUACAUACUGGAUAAUGUGAUUAGGGAACUGCUAAGGGACGCUAAACGCCGUUUCAUUUUCGUCGAGUCGGCAUUCUUCUUCAAAUGGUACAACGAACAGACGGCUGAGGUAAAAUCACAAGUGAAGACUUUAGUCAAGGGCGGACGCUUAGAAUUUGCUGGCGGCGCUUGGUCUAUGAACGACGAAGCGGCUGUACAUUAUCAAUCGGUGAUUGAUCAGUUUACAAUUGGUUUAAAAGCGCUCCAGCAAACUUUUGGCGCCUGCGGCCGUCCUCACGUAGGCUGGCAAAUCGAUCCUUUCGGACAUUCGCGUGAAAUGGCUUCGCUCUUUGCGCAAAUGGGCUUCGAUGGACAAUUUUUUGCCCGCAUGGAUUGGAUUGAGAAGACGGAGCGACUUACAAAUUUAACAGCAGAGGUGAUAUGGAAAGCAAGCGAAGUUUUGGGCCAGAGCGCGGAACUCUUUACAGGUUUGUUAUAUCGGCAUUAUUCUGCGCCGCCUGGUUUCUGUUUCGAUGCACUGUGCUCUGAUGCACCGAUCAUUGAUGGCGUGAGUUACGAUAAUAAUGUGAAAGAGCGGGUUGACACUUUUAUUAAGUACAUUCAAGAAGUCACAACUCACUAUCGUUCCACACAUGUGCUCAUACCCAUGGGCGAUGACUUUAACUACCAGAUUGCUGCAAUGAAUUUCAAGAACAUGGAUAAGUUGAUCAAGUAUGUCAACGAACGUCAACCGCUUGGCUCCAAAGUGAAUUUGUUUUACUCGACGCCGGCUUGUUACCUCAAAGCCAUACACCAGGCGCCACUCGCCUGGCCCAGCAAGACACAAGACUUCUUCCCUUACUCCACUGAUUGGCACACUUACUGGACGGGCUACUAUAGCUCUCGCCCCACGCAAAAGCGUUUCGAACGCGAUGGCAAUCACUUCCUGCAGGUCACCAAGCAGCUCACCACUUUUGCGAAUCUUACCGGCAACGAUGUGAAUAGCAAUUUGGACGCCCUUCGGCAUGCCAUGGGUGUUAUGCAGCAUCAUGAUGCCAUCACUGGCACCGAAAAACAACACGUCGCCGCAGAUUAUGAUCGGCUAUUGGCUGCCGCCAUUGAGUCUGCGCAAGCGAAUGCGCGUGCUGCUCUACAGAAAUUAACUAAUCUCACAAAUGGCGAGUUUGUCAGCUGUCUACAGUUGAAUAUUAGCGUCUGUGAAUUCACCAAAAAUGGCGCGGAUCAAUUGGCUGUUACAUUAUUUAAUCCACUGGGACGUCCGUCCUACGAAUAUGUGCGUGUACCAGUGAAUAAUGAGGCUUAUAUUGUGACCGAUGAGACGGGUCGCCUUCUCCCUUCCGAUUUGCUGCCUGUGCCUGCGGAGGUGCAGCGCUUGAGUUUUCGUCCAAAGAUUGCGUCACACGAGCUUGUCUUCUUGGCAUAUGUGGAAAAGUUGCGUAGCUACUACAUUAAAAAGAGAGCUAAUCCACGCAGUGUGGAGGAGCUUAAAGUCGAAACUCACGAAAUGCACAAAAAAAGUGCAGAGGAAAAUGAAUUAAAAUCCAUUGCCAUCGGCUCUGAGUCCAGAGGCGAGAUCAUUGUGAAGAAUUCGCAUGUUAAAUUGACCCUCGAUUCCAGCGGCCAUCUCACCAAAGUUGAGAUGAACGGCGUUAGCGAAAAUAUCCGUCAGGAGUUUUACUAUUACAAUGCCGCAGCUGGCAACAACGCCGAAUUCAAAAACCGCUCUUCAGGCGCCUACAUCUUUCGACCCAACGGCACUGAGUUGCUCAUUGGCAGACAGGUCACCUUUAGCAUUUACGAAGGCACGCAAGUGAAGGAGGUACAUCAACGCUUCAGUGAUUGGGUCUCACAGGUGAUUCGUAUAUAUGAAGGCGUCAAUCGUGUUGAGUUUGAAUGGCUUGUAGGCCCCAUACCCAUCAACGACAACAUCGGCAAAGAGGUGAUUACACGCUUCACCAGCAACAUCAAGUCCGCUGGGGUCUUCUAUACCGACUCGAAUGGUCGCGAAAUGCUGAAGCGUAAACGUAAUCAGCGUGAAUACUUUAAACCCAAUAUGACAGAGGCAGUUUCGGGUAAUUAUUAUCCCAUCACUGCGCGCAUAGCCAUCGAGGGCGAAUCGAACCGCAUUGCCUUACUCAAUGAUCGUGCGCAGGGCGGCAGCAGCUUGAAGGAUGGCGCGCUUGAGCUCAUGUUGCAUCGGCGCCUGUUGCGCGAUGAUGCCUUCGGUGUUGGCGAGGCGUUGAAUGAAACCGCUUAUGGUGAGGGUGUAGUGGCACGCGGAAAGGUGUAUUUGAUUUUGAGUAAUGCGGAGGGUACACCAUCGCGUUACGAACGCCUCGAACAGCUGCAAAUUCACUUGCCCUUCUGGAAGUUUUUCAGCAACGCAACCAAGGCCACAAACAAAAAAGUACGACAAAUAUCUUCAUUCAAUUUGCCGCAAACUGUGCAUUUAUUAACUUUGGAACCGUUUAAUGCAAACGAGCGUCUAGUGCGCUUGGAGAAUUUCAUGGGCAAGUAUGAUGCGAAUCCGGUGACUUUCAACUUGCGGCCGCUCUUCGAUCAAUUGAGUGGUGAAGAGAUACGUGAAACCACAUUGGAUGGUAAUUUAAAUUUGAGUGAGAUGAUUCGCUUCAAAUUCCAGCCCGAAAGCUCAAACGUAACUAAACCUGAAUAUUAUAAGACUUUGCACAGUCCACUCUUAGCGAAGAAGAAGGACUCGGUGAGCAAGUUCAGCAUAGUCUUGCAUCAAAUGCAAAUACGUACAUUUGUUAUUAAGUGGAGAUAACUGUGAAGGAUUAUUAUUGAAAAGUAUAAUUUUCUGUAUAAAAAUA
This is a messenger RNA of Rhagoletis pomonella (apple maggot), 3201 nucleotides long. RefSeq names its product lysosomal alpha-mannosidase (gene LManI). The coding region runs from base 150 to 3155 and encodes 1001 amino acids. Gene Ontology annotation, molecular function: carbohydrate binding; alpha-mannosidase activity. NCBI's taxonomy places the organism in Eukaryota, Metazoa, Arthropoda, Insecta, Diptera, Tephritidae. Gene Ontology annotation, biological process: mannose metabolic process. The record is from RefSeq and is a predicted model, not a curated record. Gene Ontology annotation, cellular component: lysosome. The transcript is spliced from 8 exons.